Macrosiphum euphorbiae (potato aphid) is the source of this 1080-nucleotide messenger RNA. The record is from the annotation of a GenBank genome assembly. Lineage: Eukaryota; Metazoa; Arthropoda; Insecta; Hemiptera; Aphididae.
AUGGAAAUGAAUAGAAAUGAAGUCAUAUCGUUGGUGAUACGUAUGACUUUGUUGUCAACGUGUGCUUAUUUUGGUACUAAAUGGUUGAUCGGACAGAUUGAUCCAACCAAUCAACAAAAAAAACGAUCCAAGCAGACCGCACUCAGCAAACUCAGAAGCUUAGGUCUUCAUAAAAUGAAGAACUUAACUGACCAUGAGUUGAUGAUUGCCAGUCACUUGGUAAAUCCAUACGAUAUCACUGUUUCUUGGAAUAACAUUGCUGGACUUAGUCAAGUAAUAGAUGAAAUCAAAGAGACCGUGAUAUUUCCAGUGCAAAGAAAAGAACUGCUUAGGAAUUCCGUCUUGACAAAACCGCCAAAAGGAGUUUUGCUUCACGGACCUCCUGGUUGCGGAAAGACAAUGAUUGCCAAGGCAACCGCCAGAGAAGCGGGUAUGAAUUUUUUAUACCUGGAUGUGUCAUUACUCACUGACAAAUGGUACGGUGAAAGCCAAAAGUUAGCUGGUGCCGUUUUCAGUUUGGCUCAAAAGCUUCAGCCUUGCAUAAUAUUUAUUGAUGAAAUCGAUUCUUUUUUGAGAUCUAGAACACAGCAUGAUCAUGAAGCAACCGCUAUGAUGAAGGCUCAGUUUAUGAUGCUAUGGGAUGGUUUAUCAACUGAUCCAGAAAAUACUGUCAUAGUAAUGGGCGCCACAAAUAGACCUAAAGACUUAGAUCCUGCCAUACUCAGGAGGAUGCCAGCCACUUUUGAAAUAUCAUUACCGGGUGAACAACAAAGAAAAGAAAUACUGACCUUAGUUUUGAAUACUGAACAAUGUGCAGAUAAUGUAGAUCUACAUCAGUUAGCCAUAUCUACAACCGGAUUUUCCGGAUCUGACCUUCAAGAAUUGUGUCGUAUCGCAUCGUUAUUCCGCAUCAAAGACUUGAUUAAAGAAGAGGAACUUCAAAAAUGUUCAUUAAACUCCAAUCCAAUCAAUGCAGCCAGUAUUAAUAUGUUGAGGCCUAUCAGUAUGGACGAUUUGGUUGCAUCUGUUAUCAAGAUGAAAGCAUCCAAAGUAGUUAGUACCACUCAACCUAGGUUUUAA